AAUGUCAAUCUGACGUUUCGCGUCAAAUUUUCAACAACACAACACACAACAAUGAUAAUGAUUCAUUUAUAAAUAAAUACAAAAGCAGUAGCCCACGCGAACGUCUAAAUAAGGAAAAAUCGUGCAUGUCGCAUUCGAAUCUUCCGGACAACGAUCUUGUGGCCGUGCCCGAAACAAGCAGGCUCAUGGACGGGCACGUAGCCGCCGAUAGCGGAACAUCCUCCACGGAUUUACGGCCGAAUCGGGAAUCGACGCGUAAAAGAAAGCAACGCGCGGAUAGCGACUACGACGAAUCCAGACCGACGCCCCAGUGCCGUCGAGACGACGAGAGCCACCGCAGGAAUCGAGAUCGCGGCGAUUCCGAUUACGCUCAUCAAACCGCCCCCGCCCAAGAAGAGGAGGAGGAAGAGUUGAAAUACGGCGCUAAGCAUGUUAUCAAAUUGUUCGCCCCCGUGUCGAUUUGCAUGGUCGUCGUCGUCGCCACGAUUAGCGCCGUUAAUUUUUACUCAAUCAAAGAUAUGUACUUGGUUUAUACACCGUUCCACGAGGAGAGUUCCGAUUCGAGUACGAAAGCCUGGAAUGCCGCUGCUAAUGCUUUGAUUUUAAUGGCCGUUAUCGUCCUGAUGACUGUACUAUUGAUUGUUUUGUACAAAUACAGGUGCUACAAGACGAUACACGCCUGGUUAAUAGUCUCGUCGCUCAUGUUACUUUCUAUAUUUUCCUACUUGUAUUUGGAAGAAAUUCUAAGAGCUUACAACAUUCCGAUGGAUUAUCCGACGUUGUUGGUGAUAAUGUGGAAUUUCGGCGUAAUGGGAAUGAUGGUUAUCCAUUGGCAGGGGCCUUUAAUAUUACAACAGGCUUAUUUGAUAUUCGUUGCCGCUCUGAUGGCCUUAGUUUUCAUAAAAUAUUUACCCGAAUGGACGACUUGGGCCGUAUUGGCUGUCAUUUCCAUUUGGGAUCUAAUAGCAGUAUUAAUGCCGAAGGGACCGUUGAGAAUCCUAGUAGAAACCGCCCAAGAAAGAAACGAGCAAAUAUUCCCAGCCUUGAUUUACUCCUCUACUUACAUGUAUGCUUAUACGAGCAUGGCCACGGGUGAGGAGGUUCCGAACGUGAACGUGUCUCGAAGCAACAGUGAAGACCAUGGGUUUACGAGAGAAUGGGUGGAUAAUCACGCGACCAGGGUGGCCCAAAGGCAAUUGGAAGUUCGAAGCGAUCCCAACGGGCAACAUCGUACGCAAGUGCAUCAACAAGACGAGGAAGAACGUGGUGUGAAAUUAGGUUUAGGAGAUUUUAUAUUUUACAGUGUUUUAGUUGGUAAAGCGUCCUCGUAUGGCGAUUGGAAUACUACUUUGGCUUGUUUCGUAGCCAUUUUAAUAGGUUUGUGUUUGACGCUGUUACUUUUGGCGAUUUUCAAGAAAGCUCUACCAGCUCUACCUAUAUCGAUUACAUUCGGUCUCGUCUUUUAUUUCGCAACCAAAGAGAUUGUAAGUCCUUUUACGGAUACUUUAGCUAAUCGACAAAUAUUUAUUUGAAUAAUUCUUUUUAUACAUUCCCACGUAUUUACUAAUUGCAUUUUGUACUUGUAUAAUACAGAAUGCUAAUUUUUCUUGUUUGUUUCACUGUCUUUACCAAGCGAAUAAUCCAAUGUUUCCACUAAGCUCUCGGGCUUCUCCGUCCAACAUUCGUAAUUCCUAUCUCGCGUUUCAAACACCUUGGCUUUCUUGCAAUGCAGGCAAGUCCAAGUUACCUUUUGUUUUUUAACGCGAACUUUACACGUUAUUCCUGCGAGCAGGAGACAUCUGCAGGAUUUACAAAGGGUCCUUUUCGUCUGGAU
Molecule: messenger RNA, 1834 nt
Organism: Phyllotreta striolata
Lineage: Eukaryota; Metazoa; Arthropoda; Insecta; Coleoptera; Chrysomelidae
Source: the annotation of a GenBank genome assembly